AUGGCUGGCCCCAACCCGCGUACGAAGCCGUCCAUCUUGAGCGCGAGGCAAAACUCUGCCAUCAACUCUAUUUUGAAGAACGAGUUCUCCCCGUACAUUCUAGAGUCAGAUGCGUCCUUCUCAGGAUUUGGUGCCGUGAGCAAAUGGGCUUCCCAGAGGAAAGAACAGGCCUUCGCCGAGGACGCGUCCUUCCAGACGGAGGCUGUCACCGCGAACGCGACGCCCUAUAAGCAGGCGGUUGACAGGAAAUUCCGCAAUUUCUACUACCGGAUGCGUGAUGGGCGCUCUCCUGGCACGAAGCGCACGAAGCCACCUCCGCCCGCCCAAACGCUCGUUGAUCUUUUGCUCCCGCGCCCGACGGCAUUCCGGCUUUUCGAAUGCGUUAAGAAAGAAGAAAUAUUGGAACAAAUAGACGAGGCAGGCGUUGAUGCGUAUGAAACGUGUCUGGAGGAGAUGUGGGAUGACUUGGACGAGGAAGAGCAGAGCGAGUAUGAACAAGCUGCGAUAGCCUCCAAUACAAACGUCAUGCAGACGCGCCAAUUAUUCGUGAAUAACUUCGAGCGGGCACUGAAUAAGCUAUGCCAGAGUUCUAAACUCGGUGGUAUGGCCGCGACAACAAUUCUGGCUUAUCGCGAUGCUCAGGGAGUCGCCAAAGUAGCAGUGUUAGCUCCCACUCUUCUCAACUUUCUAACGACUGACCCUUAA
Messenger RNA from Peniophora sp. CBMAI 1063, 705 nucleotides. The record is from the annotation of a GenBank genome assembly. Lineage: Eukaryota; Fungi; Basidiomycota; Agaricomycetes; Russulales; Peniophoraceae.